This is a messenger RNA of Penaeus chinensis, 4129 nucleotides long. RefSeq lists its product as uncharacterized. The coding region runs from base 372 to 4094 and encodes 1240 amino acids. The record is from RefSeq and is a predicted model, not a curated record. NCBI's taxonomy places the organism in Eukaryota, Metazoa, Arthropoda, Malacostraca, Decapoda, Penaeidae. The transcript has 17 exons.
UGAAAAGGCAGUUGCGUGACAUAACGCUGGUCUAAAAUUGUGAGAAAAAAAUACAGAAAUCGUGAAUAUAUUUGUUACACAGAUGUUCUAAGGAGUCAAGUGUUGCGUGUGAAGAUAACCACAGGACAUAGUUGUAAGAGUUAGGAGGACAUUUCACGUCAUAUUACUUCAUACCAGAUCGUGGACUCUGGUGGGCGUCGCUGUUCCCAGGGACCGCAAGCAACCACCAGGUAAGGCUGCGGGUCUGUCAGGAGAGGCGGACGUGACGGGACGGGUUUCUCCGUUGUCCCAGUGUCACUCGUGGCUGUGUCAGGGGCACAGAUUGAGGAAGACGCUCCAGGCCGCAGCCAAGGCCAUGGUGGGCGUAUAGCAUGAUGCUCGGAGAGAAUGUGGCGGUGGGCGUGGGCGGAGGGAGUCUGCCCCGCCCACGCUCCGCUGAUAAUCUUGCCCGCCUGGCGCCCGCGUCGUCCCUACCAGCUCUCGACGACCUCGCCGAAUCCGAGGUCUUCGUAGGUGACGAGGAGGAAGACCUUGCUCUGAACGGGGAAGUGCAGCAAGGGGAGGAGAUCCAUGUGCGGCCGACCUCCCUGCAGCACGCAGACGCCCCGCCGCCCACCCUCUCCGGCGGCAGCGGCUACGACCCGCUCUCCCCGAACCUGUUCCCCUCUCCCACGGAGCCCGUCCCUAACGCCACCAACCUCGUCAUCACCUACCACGAUGACGCCCUGCGGCUGCCGCUCGACGCCGUCAAGGAGGAGGUCGAAGCAGAGGCGCUCGAGGAAGCUAGCAUGAUCCUCUCGAGCGGCCCUGCGUCCCUCGGCCACGCGUCCCUCACCUCCUCCGUCAUCUCCUCCAACUCCCUCGACGACAACACAUUGUCCUCGAGAACGGACACUUUCGAUACAGUGAUUUCUGUGCCCACCAGUGUUCCGAGUCCUCCGGUAGAAUCUCCCGCUACGACCAGUCCGACUCCCGCCAAAAACACGCCUCCUGCACGCCCGACCAACAGGGACGCUGCGAGAGUGUCGGGGACGCCGACCAGAACCUCUCCUACAUCUCCGCGAGGUUCCUCGGGCCGGAGCUCCCCUCGCUCCUUGACGGAGUCACCGCGGACACCUGAGAGACGAAGGCGCACAGUGGCGUCUCCACGCAGUGACAGCAGCCGCGGCAGCACCCCGAGGGCGCCCGCAAUGCGUUCCACACCCCGCGCUCCGGCCGACAGAAAUAAAGAGGAGAAGAGGACUCCCCUGCGAAGCUCCGCCCGCACCAGCACCACCCCGGCGUCCGAGCGCAAGGCGACCAGCGCCCGAGGGCCCGAUAAGACCCCCGGACAUUCACGCACCAGAACAGCUGAGAAAGACCUUGCUGACGACGCCAAAACCAGCACUCUAGGACGUAGGAAGAAAACCGAUACCAAAGAUACCAAGCCUGAUCCGGAUACCAAAUUUGGUACACUCGGCCGUAAGAAGAAGGAGCCUAAGGGCGAGAAGGAGGAAGUAGCAGAGAAAUACGGGACGUUAGGACGUCGUAGGAAAGCCAAGGAAGCUUGCGACACCAAAGAUGAGAGUAGGGAUCGAGGGGGACUGUCAAAGGACAGCAAAAAUACGCUGGACAUGUACGCCACACUUCCCCGUCGGAAAGCCCGUGAGAUGAGUGCUUGCUGGCGGGAGCACAUGGCAGCUGAGGAGGAUGCUUCCAAGUCCUCCCUGAGACGCACCAAAUCUAUAGGAAAAUCCGAGUCCAGUAGCGGCAGCAGCACGGGGCGGGUGCGAGGCUCUGUGAUGAGUGCCAGCCUGCCGCCCUCGGCGUUGUCGGGUCUGGGAGGUGGCAGGUCGCGCAGCCCGCGUUCUCUCCACCGAGAAGCCAAAUCUACCUCAACCUCGACGGCGAGCACACGCAAGGAGAGGACCAUCAUCUGCAUGGAGACAGCCGUCCAGACCUGCCUCACCGGAGGCGACGUGAGCUCAGCUCUUCGAGCACUCUCCAGGCAGAAUUCUGCGGCAACGGAGGAAGGGGAGGCAGGGGAGCAAGCGGAGCCAAGACCUCACGUCACUAUCAUCAGGGAAACGCCACCUCCCGAGCUGCAGCCUGACCGGCGCCACGUCGAGGUUCAGGUGGAGCUGUCCUGGCGGCUGGGCGAUGGCGAGCUGCCGGAGCACGUGCGGCGCCUCACUGAGGAGCAUACCCGCCUGCAGACGGAGCACGCGCGGGCUCGGGCUCGGCUGGACGAGAUGGAGAGCAUCCGGGAGGAGCUGGAGAGGACCAGGAAGAACCUGAUGGAGGAGCGGUCCGAGAAGGAAGAGGUUCAGAGUGAGCUUGAUAGGACAUCCCAACGAGUAAAGGAUAUGCUCACGUCCAUGGAGGGCGUGGAACAAGAAUUCAACAACAGAGGUGACAGCUUGAUUGAGUUGGAGAACCAACUCCAUCAUUCAGCCGACAUCCACAUCCAGAUGCAGGACAAACUCAAUCAGUAUGAAGAGUACACGCUUAAAAUUAAAAGGGACCUGGACAAGAGCGUCGCUGCGCAGAAGACGCUCCUGCAGCAGGUUCAAGACUUGGAGAAUGAGGGCCGCGAGAUCGCCGACUUCAUGGCCGAGGAAAAGAACGCGCUGGCCGAGUGUCUGCGCGAAGCCGAGCUGGAGCUCGUCAGUCUGCGCGAAAGCUGCAAGGAGCUGAACGCAAAACUCAAACAGAAGGACGAGGAGGCCCGGCAGAUGGUCCGCCUUGCCGAGGAGAACAGGAGUAAAUUUAUGGUCCUGCAGUCAGAGAUGAAUUCCAUGCAGUCAAGAGCAAGGGACAUGAUGGUGUGCCAAGGAGCUGAAGUGUCCAGUGCUGCUGUUUCUCUAGCUAACCUUUCCAUGCGUCUUCAGACUCUGAUUGGCAAGCUUGUGCAGGAUUAUUCUAUCACAGAUUCUGACAUAGAGAUGAUUGUCACUCCAACUGAAUCAGACAGCAGUGCCUCUUCAACCAAUGGUACACCCGAGCGCAAAUCUCCGUACAAGGUGUCUGCACGAACACCUUCCCCACGGAAGACUGCAUCAUUUAUAACAGCUCUGCUGAAUGCUAUGCGGGGAUCACCAAGAUGCAAGAUGAACCCAGUAGGUGCUACCAAUGGGAAUAAGCAGGAGACUGAGGGCCGCAAUUCCCCAGAGGGUUCAGAGAGCCACGAUUUGGUGGAGCACGAUGGCAGCAACAGCUCAGCCAGCAGCAAUGUCUCCCUCGCAGACCAAGUGACUGAUGUUGAUGUCCUCCUCACGCGCUUCCUCAAGGUCUGCUGUGUCUUGAAGAACGACACAGACAAUCGCCUCACCGAAAUUGAGGAGGAGAAUGAACGCCUGUGCAAUCAGAUUCGAUCUCAACAGCAAGUUAUUGACCAACAACAUUCAGACUAUGAAAACCUUAACCGCUCAGAAGCUCGUGCUAAGCGUGAGCUGAUGGUUGUUUCACGUGAUUUGGAGGUAGCCAAUCAGAAAUUAAACGAGUUUUAUAAUGCUGAUUAUGAAUCACAGGUUAAGAAACUGGAAUUGGAGGUUGAACGUUUGGGCACGACUGUCCGCCACCUGGAAGCCCUGCACAAUGAGAAGGAGAAACAACUAGCCGAGUCACUAGCUUCCCUGUCAACUGCUCAGGGGCCAGCUCCACCCAACCAUGUCUCGGAGGCAACCCACUUCCAGGAAGUUGCAACACUUAAUGAUAAGGUGGCAUCACUACGUCAGAGUGUUAUCGAGCGAGACAGACGUAUUAGUGAGCUGAGUGAGAGGCACUCCCAAGACUUGGCAGCCUUACGAGAGGCUCAGGUUGAAGCUCAGCGAAGCAACAGGCGCUUCUCUACCACAGUUGACCAUGUAUUGAGGACUUUGGAAAACAUCCCAGAUAUUGUGUCCAGCAACACAACCCUUAAGCAGCUCUUUACAACACUUGCCGCAGCGGAGAAGUCAAGCCAGAAGCAGCAGAACGGCAAUGCCAACACUCAGAAUGGCUUUGGCAAUACCGUCAAUAAUAAGGACUUAAAUGCCAACCCCCAGUCUAUCAUGAAUGCAGGGUUCAACAACCAAAAAAUUGUUCCAACUAUUAAAGCUGAAACACAUCUUUAAUUUAUGUUUGUGAUUACUAACCCUACUGAGGAAUA